AUGGGGGUCGAGAAGGUAGCAGAGAUGUUGGGAGAGUUGAGCACGGAAAGCGAGCGCGAGCAGAAGGUGACGCCGUGGGACGUGGCGGGGGCCGUGGACGAGAACGGUGUUGCGCAGGCGAUCGACUACGAAAAGCUGCUAAAGCAGUUUGGGACGAAGCCCGUGAGCGAGGAGACGCUUGCCCGGUUUACGGCUGUGACGGGACACCAGCCUCAUCACUUUUUGCGCAAGGGGAUGUUCUUCAGUGAGCGUGACUUCGGGCGGAUUUUGGAUCUAUACGAGCAGGGCCGGCCGUUCUUCCUGUACACGGGGCGCGGGCCAUCGAGCGAUUCGAUGCACCUGGGGCACAUGGUUCCGUUUAUCUUCUCCAAAUGGCUGCAGGAGGUGUUUGACGUGCCUAUCGUGAUCGAGCUGACCGACGACGAGAAGUUCCUGUUCAAGCAGAAGCUGCAGAUCGGCGACGUGAAGUCGUUUGCACGUGAGAACUGUAAGGACAUCAUUGCGGUGGGGUUCAAGCCGGAGAACACGUUCAUAUUCUCGGACCUGGACUACAUGGGCGGUGGCUUCUACGAGACGGUGGUGCGCGUAUCCCGGCAAAUCACGGGCUCGACUGCAAAGGCUGUGUUUGGCUUCACCGACUCGGACUGCAUUGGUAAGUUCCACUUUGCGUCGAUCCAGAUAGCGUCUGCGUUCCCAUCGUCGUACCCCGAGGUGCUUGGGCUUCCACCCAAGACGCCGUGUCUGAUCCCGUGCGCAAUCGACCAGGACCCUUACUUCCGUGUGUGCCGGGACGUCGCGGACAAGUUGAAGUUUACCAAGCCUUCGCUGCUCCACUCGAAGUUCUUCCCUGCUCUUCAGGGCUCGACCACGAAGAUGAGUGCGUCCGACGACACAACUGCGAUUUUCAUGACGGACACUCCGAAACAGAUCCAGAAGAAGAUUAACAAAUACGCAUUCAGCGGUGGCCAGGUGUCGAUUGAAGAUCAUCGCAAGUACGGCGGAAACCCAGACGUCGAUGUGGCGUAUCAGUACCUGUCGUUUUUCAAGGACGAUGACGAGUUGCUGAAGAAGUGCUAUGACGACUACAAGAGUGGUGAGCUGCUCUCGGGCGAGAUGAAGAAGCUAUGUAUUGAGACGCUGCAGCAGUUUGUGAAGGAGUUCCAGGAGCGCAGAGCCAAGGUCGACGACGCAACACUGGAUGCUUUCAUGAAGCCUCAUAAAUUGGUCUGGGGACAGCGCGAGCGGAAGGUGCCUCCAAAGCCCAAGACUGAGAAGGCGUAA
Molecule: messenger RNA, 1281 nt
Organism: Eremothecium gossypii ATCC 10895
Lineage: Eukaryota; Fungi; Ascomycota; Saccharomycetes; Saccharomycetales; Saccharomycetaceae
Gene: WRS1
Product: tryptophan--tRNA ligase WRS1
Exons: 1
Coding region: 1-1281 (426 amino acids)
Biological process (GO): tryptophanyl-tRNA aminoacylation
Cellular component (GO): cytoplasm
Molecular function (GO): ATP binding; tryptophan-tRNA ligase activity
Source: RefSeq, marked provisional